UAUAAAUUAAAAAAUAUGCUAGCCAAUAAUAAAGAUAAAGUAUCUUUGAUCUUCUUAUGCGUGUAACAAAAUACAUGUAUAUGCGAAUGUCUAUUAGUGUUGGAAAAUUGAAUAUCAGUGUGUGUUUAUAUCAUCUCCCGCGCAAAAACAUUAAGAGUUUAAUGAUAUUUACUACUUAAUUUCUUUCAAUUGAAGAUAACAUUUUAACAUCUGAAUGUUAGUUAUUUAAAAGUUAUGGGGACAAUAGAGAUAACGUUUCCGUUUGGUGGACAAUCAGGAAAAUUAUUAAAAUGGAGAGUUCGGAUGGAUACUAUGGUUUCAGCGGGUAGAGUGCUGUUUUUGUAUCAGAAUGUUAUUCCAGGAACAGAAGAUAGUAAAGGUCCUGAGAAGAAAUUUCGGGCCACGCGACUCGGUCGUGUUACAAAAAUUUUAGCGAAAGAAGGGGAUGUUGUUCAACCUGGGCAAGUAGUAAUGACAUUAGAAGGAUGUAGACAUCCUACCGUAAUGAAAGACUUGUGUGCAGAAUGUGGCGUGGAUUUAAGAGUUGAAAGGAUUGGUAAAGAAAAUGAAAGUACAAAAAUAUCACAAGCUAGUGUACCAAUGGUACAUAGUGUGCCAGAACUGAAAGUAUGCCCAGAAUUGGCUAAAAAAAUUGGAAAGGAAGAUGAGCAACGUCUUUUGAAUGAUCGCAAGUUAGCAUUACUUGUGGAUCUUGAUCAAACAAUUGUUCAUACAACAAAUGAUAAUAUUCCCUCUAAUAUAAAGGAUGUUUAUCAUUAUCAACUUUACGGACCAAAUUCCCCGUGGUAUCACACUCGCUUAAGGCCUAAUACCAAACACUUUCUUUCUGAAAUGAGUCGUUUAUAUGAAUUACACAUAUGUACAUUUGGAGCAAGAAACUACGCACAUACUGUAGCAGCGCUAUUGGAUAAAGAUGGAACUUUAUUUUCUCAUAGAAUACUUUCAAGGGAUGAAUGUUUUGACCCUGCAUCAAAAACAGCUAAUCUUAAGGCUUUAUUUCCUUGUGGAGAUGAUCUGGUAUGCAUUAUAGAUGAUAGAGAAGACGUAUGGCAAGGAUGUGGGAAUUUAGUUCAAGUUAAGCCUUAUCACUUCUUUCGUCAUACUGGUGACAUACAUGCACCACCAGGACUAGAAAAAAGUGAUGUAUCUGUUUUACCUGAAUUGCAAAAUACAAAUGAACUUUGUAUUGAUGACAAUCUAAGUGAAACAGAUAAAAAUGGUGCAUCUGUAUUGUCAGAUGAAGGGAAUGCGAUUGAUAAUAAUCAAAGAAAGGAAAUUGAGGAAACAAUCGAAGAUAAAGAAAAUGAACACGAAUUUAUAGAAAAGAAUGAUAAAAGUGCCAAAGAUAAUACCAAGAGCGACACUAAUUUAAAUCUUGAUUCCAAUAAUGAAAAUAAAGAUGAGAACAAAGCAUCAGAGGAGUCAAAAGAAAAUUUAACACUAUCUGAAUCAGUACAAGAUAUAAAAACUGUAAAUAAAAAUCCUGAUGAAAAUAAUAUUAUAGAUGAAGAUGACGAUGACUAUUUAUUAUAUCUUGAAGAUAUUCUUCGUAGGAUUCAUACUGAAUUUUAUGCUACUAUAGAAAAAGAAGGUGGACGGAAGUCAUUAAGAGACAUUAUUCCACGAGUGCGGGCUCAAGUAUUAAAAGGAGUAUACUUAACUUUUAGUGGAUUAAUACCUACUCAUCAAAAACUUCAUCAAAGUCGAGCUUAUAAAGUCGCCAGAGCAUUUGGAGCAGAAGUGGCACAGGAUUUGUCAGAUAAAACUACUCACUUGGUAGCUAUUAGACCUGGAACUGCAAAGGCUAAUGCAGCAAAAAAGAACCGAAAUAUAAAAAUUGUAAACCCAGAUUGGCUUUGGACUUGUGCAGAACGCUGGGAACAUGUUGAUGAGCGUUUAUUUCCACUUACUACAAAGGCACGUGCUUCUAGAAUACCGCCUCCACAUUGCAGUAGUCCUGAACGUAUAGAAGAACCAGAAAAAAAUAUAGAAAACAGUUUUGCUGAUAGUAUUAAUCCAUUAAUGUCAUUCACACCAGAGGAAAUAGAAAUUAUGGAUAAAGAAGUUGAAGAAGAUAUGGAUGAUCAAGAAUUAGAUGCACCUGUCUUUGAUACAGAGGAUAUAGAUGAUGAACAAGAAUGUGAUAAAAAAUAUUGUUAUAAGGAUUCAGAUUCUGAUGACUCUAUAAACCGAAGUAAUACAAAUGAACCAAUAAGAAAGAAAAAGAAGCUUUGUAAUGAAAGUUCAGAUGAUGAUAGCUUAAGUGACAAAGAUGAUACUUUAAACAAUGACGAUGAUGACUCUGUAACGCGUUUUAGAAGAGGAGAAUGUUUACCUGAUGACUUAGAUUUAGGUGAUAAUUCUCAAGAUUCAAUCGAUGAUCUGGAAAUAAUGGAUAAUGAAGAUGAACGAGAAUGGAAUGAAAUGGGAGCUGCACUUGAAAGGGAAUUUCUUUCUGAAUGAUUCAUUAUAAAAAUUGCUUGUUUUGCUUCUAUGAAUCAGCUAUGAUUAUUAUUUUUCAAUUUCGAAUUGGAGAAUUUUAAUAAUCACUAAUAAUAUUUAAAUUGACAUGUUUGCAGAAUUUUGAUUCCAAGUAGUUUGAGACAAUGUUAUAACAAAUUUAAAAUGAUGUAUAAAUUUAACAAGGAGAAAUACAAAAAAAUCAUAUUGUAUUUAAUAAUUGAAUUUAAAAUUAAUAUUACAUUUUUAAUAAAUUGUAAUUUUAAUAAUUAUUUUCUAAUUUUUAAAGGAAACUGUAACUAAUAUAUGUAAAUAGCGCAUAUAUAAAAUGAUUCGUUUAUAUUAAAAAAAUGUCAAAAGAUAAGUAUCAAACGAAUCAAAUAUAUGUUUUCUUUUUCUGAAAGUUACAACUUAAUUUGAAAUAUACUGUUAAUUUUUUUCAAUAUAA
Molecule: messenger RNA, 2929 nt
Organism: Bombus pyrosoma
Lineage: Eukaryota; Metazoa; Arthropoda; Insecta; Hymenoptera; Apidae
Gene: Fcp1
Product: RNA polymerase II subunit A C-terminal domain phosphatase
Exons: 7
Coding region: 235-2484 (749 amino acids)
Cellular component (GO): nucleus
Molecular function (GO): RNA polymerase II CTD heptapeptide repeat phosphatase activity
Source: RefSeq, a predicted model, not a curated record